Molecule: messenger RNA, 431 nt
Organism: Medicago truncatula (barrel medic)
Lineage: Eukaryota; Viridiplantae; Streptophyta; Magnoliopsida; Fabales; Fabaceae
Product: (+)-pulegone reductase
Exons: 1
Coding region: 12-431 (139 amino acids)
Molecular function (GO): 2-alkenal reductase [NAD(P)H] activity
Source: RefSeq, a predicted model, not a curated record
UUUUGAAAUGAAUGCUAAACAUGUACACAAUCUUUUGUUCUGUUUCAAUAGUUGAUAGGUACUUUCCCGAAGGAAUUGACAUAUACUUUGACAAUGUUGGUGGACACAUGCUUGAAGCAGCCCUUCUUAACAUGAGACGCCGCGGUCGAAUUGUGGUGGCUGGAAUGAUCUCACAGUAUGAACUUGAUGAACCUCAGGGCAUAAAAAAUUUGAUCAACAUCAUAUACAAGCAGAUUCAUGUCGAUGCAUUCACUGUAUAUGAUUACUAUCAUUUAUAUCCCAAGUUUUUGGACACAAUUUUGCCUUAUGUUAGGGAAGGGAAGAUAGCAUAUGUUGAAGAUAUAGCUAUAGGCAUUGAGAGUGGACCAGCUGCAUUAGAAGCAAUGUUCACAGGCAAAAGUGCUGACGAACAAGUUGUUUUAGUUUGCUGA